AUGCCAGCUACCAGUGGAGCAUUUGUUGAUCCACGGAAAAGGCAACCUCGAUGUCAAUUGCACAAGAGGCCAAACUCAAAACAUCGACAACGUCAAAGACUUCACUUUCGACAAGGUGAUCAUGAAGGGAAAAGCACUAGAAUCCCUCGGGCACCCAAGCUUGAGGCUUUCAGAUAUCUCAGCCCACAGGCACAAAGGUGCGGUGAUGCCUUCUUUCAAUUCAAGACUAUCUUCAAUCUGACUCUUGAAACGAAGUCUUUCAAGAUAUUGUGUUUGAGCUUCCCAAAUAUGCCAGAGUCUCUUGUACAAUGCGACUCAUCGAGCAUAUCGGGCAAAAUAAAGGAGCACACCAUUAGUCAAAAUGAAUCACUGAAAUAUGUUCAAUCGGAAGAAUUCAUCAUGAAAUUAUCGAAAUCCUUGGUGUCUCUGUCCUUAACAGGCGAUUUCUUGAACAUCGAAUCUAUUAUCAAUCUCGCGGUCAACAACCUCAAAAAUCUGAGCGGAUUUGGUAUCUCGGUCCCAAAUCCUAAUAGAAUCUCCACUUACAAUACGCUCAAACUCGAACACUCUACGCGUCUCGAAAUCUUUUCACAUCAGGAUGGCGGAGCUCCGGUAGACACGAGUGCUUGGGGUGAAAUGAGAGUUUGGAACUUGCAAACUUGGCUUGGGAUUUGUCCUGAUUCCUUAUCAUUUUCCCCUAUUUGCUUUCACCCCGCUCCCUUGUGUGAACGUAAUCAUCGGUUGGUGUACGCCUCUCACUCUCAAAAACCUCAACACGAUACUAUUUUCAGAAAUAGAAAUUGCCACGAAGUUGGAACAUCUUUUAAGUGGCAGUUCGCUCCUUUACACUUCACUUUCCAGCUUUUGGCUCUCUUCUUAUCUAUUCCUAAUUAG
Molecule: messenger RNA, 894 nt
Organism: Colletotrichum costaricense
Lineage: Eukaryota; Fungi; Ascomycota; Sordariomycetes; Glomerellales; Glomerellaceae
Exons: 2
Coding region: 1-894 (297 amino acids)
Source: RefSeq, a predicted model, not a curated record